ACAUCAUCGCCGCGAACACCUUGUACAUCGAUAGAUCGACGUGAAUAAAAGUCCCUCAGACCGCGCACCGCCCUGGUUCAAUAAAGAGAAAGAGAGAAGGACGAAAAUAAACUCUCUCCCCUCUCUAUCUCUGUCUCUCUCUCUCUUUCUUCCUCUCUUCCCUCUCUCUUCGAACAACGUAUUAGAUAAGGCACGACGACGAGUGUACCAGUCAGUGGAAGGAACGUCCCGAACUCGUGGAAGUCCGCGUAUGUGUCUCUGGUGCAUGCGAGGUCGGAGUCGUCUGCUAGAUUAAACUCGCUAAAGAGGACAAAAAAUCACUCGCCGAAAUGCCGAAUAUAAUAAAUGACAUAAAAUUGGACUUUAAGGAUGUGUUGCUGCGCCCGAAACGGAGCACUUUGAGGAGCAGAUCCGACGUAGAUCUCUUUAGAGAAAUCACAUUCCGUAAUUCCAAACAAGCAUACAGAGGAAUUCCUGUAAUGGCUUCUAACAUGGAUACAAUUGGAACGUUUGAAAUGGCAAGAGCCUUAUCGAAGCAUGGCCUUUUUACUACCAUUCAUAAAUAUUAUACCGCAGAUGAGUGGAAAAACUUCGCAACGUUAAAUCCCGAUUGCGUAAAAAACAUAGCGGCCAGUUCAGGAACAGGAAAUGAAGAUUACGAGCGACUCUCGAGUAUUCUGGAGAUUGUGCCGGAACUGACGUUCAUAUGUCUGGAUGUCGCGAACGGAUACUCGCAACACUUUGUCGAAUACGUGAGAAAAGUAAGGGCGCGGUAUCCAAGUCAUACGAUAAUUGCAGGAAAUGUUGUGACAGGAGAAAUGGUGGAAGAACUGAUACUUUCUGGAGCGGACAUAAUUAAAGUGGGAAUCGGACCGGGUUCCGUAUGCACCACGCGGAUGAAAACCGGCGUGGGCUAUCCUCAAUUGAGCGCUGUAAUUGAGUGCGCGGAUGCGGCGCACGGUUUGAAAGGACAUAUUAUUGCCGACGGUGGAUGCACUUGCCCCGGGGAUCUGGCGAAAGCUUUUGGUGCCGGUGCGGAUUUUGUCAUGGCCGGCGGAAUGUUCGCGGGUCACGACGAGUGCGGAGGUGAAGUUAUAGAAAAGAACGGGAAGAAAUUUAAACUGUUUUACGGAAUGGCUUCCAACACGGCCAUGAAGAAGCAUGCCGGCGGUGUUGCAGACUAUAGAUCUUCGGAAGGAAAGACUGUCGAAGUGCCUUACAGAGGUUCAGUCGAAAACACGGUGCUCGAUAUAUUAGGCGGCUUGAGAUCCGCUUGUACGUAUACGGGAGCCGCGCGUUUGCGCGAAUUGCCGCGACGCGCGACUUUUAUACGCUGUACGCAACAAUUAAAUCCAAUGUAUGGUCCUCCUCCAGAAAUGUAAAACUUUAUUAUUAACGUAAAUGUUGUAAUGUAACUUUAUUGUUACGUAAGUUCAAAUGCUAAUUUAAAUUUUUAAUGCUAAUAUUUGUUGAUCGUGUAUGUAUUGCUGGCAAAUAAUAAUUUAUAAAUAAACAGCGCAGUACUUGCUAAACACGAUUCGCCACAUCAUGUGAUAAUAUCGAAGUAUUACGAAUUGAUGCUAAGAAUACGCUCAAACAAUAAGAUGUUAUACAUCCUGAUGUGCACAAAUAAAAAAUUUCGUUAUAUAUUAA
Molecule: messenger RNA, 1653 nt
Organism: Pseudomyrmex gracilis
Lineage: Eukaryota; Metazoa; Arthropoda; Insecta; Hymenoptera; Formicidae
Product: GMP reductase 1-like
Exons: 6
Coding region: 330-1382 (350 amino acids)
Biological process (GO): nucleotide metabolic process
Cellular component (GO): GMP reductase complex
Molecular function (GO): GMP reductase activity
Source: RefSeq, a predicted model, not a curated record